Ostreobium quekettii is the source of this 5256-nucleotide messenger RNA. Lineage: Eukaryota; Viridiplantae; Chlorophyta; Ulvophyceae; Bryopsidales; Ostreobiaceae. The record is from the annotation of a GenBank genome assembly.
AUGGUUGGGAUGGCCGGCGCCUGGGGUGUGCUCGCGGCGGCGCUGCUGCUCUUUCUGGCGCCGACGGGCAGCGGCUCGCCAUCGAUCCCAGCGGGUGCGGGACGGCGCCCGGAGGGGGGCUUUCAAUACAGGCGCCUGCGGCAAGAUUUGCAGGCGUCACAGGGAACCACUGGCGAGGAUGCCAAUGCGGAUACGGGGCCGAUGGCGGGGCUGGGGCACGCUGCUCCCAGCGGCAUCGAGUACGUGGUGUCUGUCGAGAGGCCAUGUUACCCAGGUCAGCACUUGUGCAGCGGGGCGCUGAUCGACCCGAUGUGGGUGCUCACCGCAGCGAGCUGCCUCCACAACCGCCAGGAGCACCUCGACGACCACUUUGGCAGCGUCCCCUUGGCCGUGCGCGCCGUGGACCCGAGAACAGCCGCACAGGAGGUGGUGCCAGUCCAUGAGCAGAUUUUCCGCCCAGAUUGGAAUGGGAAGCGGGCGGAUGGGAAUGACAUUGCACUGCUGAAGCUUGAAAGCCCCUUGGGGAGCGCAUUCCGUUCCAUCCCUGUGGCAGAUGAGGGGAUCGAUGUGCUUGGUGGCCCGCUGCUGGAGAUUUUGAAAUACUCUGGGCAAGGUGUUGAACGUGUGCCAGACGUGGGCAUUGUGCCUAAUGAAGGGUGUAAUCGGCUGAGGCAGGAAAAGCAAUUGAGCCCAGUAACCGAAGACAUGACUUGCAGCUAUGCCUUUGGGCUAAACACCACUGCAGGUCUGAAUGGCGGCCUACUGGUCUUCAUGAAUGUUUCCAACACUACCCAAUCGAAUGAGGAGGGCCCAAGGCCUGGAUCCUUGAUGGGCGUAGCAUCAUUUGACAGGAGCAACCGCCUGCGCAGCAGGGAUCUGCCAAUUGUGUUCGCAAAUGUGGCACAUUUCAGCAAAUGGAUUCACAGUGAAAUGGCCAAUGGAUCAGCCACUGAACCCUCAGCAGGAUCACUAGAGGCAGAUGACAUGGCAAGAAAUUCCUCUGCUGCUUGUUCUUCACAGGACAUACCGGGAAGUGGAGAGGCCUCACCUGGUCGGUUUCCCUACGUAGUGUCUCUGAGAAACAAUGUGUCAAGGCUACAUUUCUGUGUCGGAACACUUGUGGAUCCCCUGUGGGUUCUGAUGCCAGCGCACUGCUUGGACGGCAACAACACGGGCCAAACUCCGCUGGCCUUUGUUGGGGCAAGAAAUACAAUGGAUGAAAGUGGCGAGGAGCGAAUUGCCAGCAGAAUCGUGGUGCACCCAUCCUGGGUGCCGGCAACCAGAAGUGGGCCAGAUGUGGCAAUGGUAAGGCUGGAGAAACCAGUGGACAAUGUUUCCAUCCCCAGGCUGGCCGAUUCAACUGUAGUGCUCCCGCCCCUGCUAUCUGUGGUGGGUUGGCCAGGGGAGAACAGCACAUCCAUGGUGGCAGGGAGCCUGCAUUAUGCCGAUGUUAUACCUGUGUCAAAGGAGGUGUGUGCGGAAUUCUAUGCUGAAGACAGGCUGGGUUCGGUGGUGUGUGCGGUUGGCGUGAAGCUGGAUGUAUGUGAAGGCUACUCUGGUGGUCCUCUGCUGCUGCCCAGCGCCCCCCAUGACGCUGUUAUUGAUGGACAGCCAAAAGAUGACGAAGUUGUGGGCAUAGUGUCAUUUGGUCCAGACCCCUGCACUGAGGCCCAAGUGCCCAUCGUGUUCACGAACAUCGGUGAAGGUGAUGUCCUUGCUUGGAUUGACAGCAGGCUCAAAGCAGCAGAUCACCCGACUCUCUCACCUGAUGAGCAGAACCCCCUGGAUGAGGAACUGCUCCUCCUUGCAAGGAGCAAAGAAAAUUCAACAACACAGAGCAUGGUAGACAGCCUGCUCAACAAUGGUGCAGAUCCUAAUGCAGGGAAUGCAGAUGGUGUCAAGAUUCUGCAUGAGGCUGCAGCCUCUGACAACCUCAUUGUCGCAGAGGCCGUAUUGGCUGCAGGGGCGUUGGUUGAUGUGUGGACGAUACACACAAGGGAAGGUGCGCUACACAUAGCAGCUAAUAAGAACUCAACAAGGGUGGCCAGAGCGCUGAUUAAUGCUGGAGCAGCUGUCAACUUGCUGACCCAAGAUGGCAAAACCCCCCUGCAUUUCGCCACUGAAAAAGGUCAUUCGCUGAUGACUGAUCUGCUGCUGGUUGGGGGGGCAGAUUGGGCUGUGCGCACUGUUAUACGUGCCCAGACUGCAUUGCACCUUGCUGCAAAUAGAAAUGCUCCCAUUGUGGCCCUGCUCCUGAUCAGGGCAGGAGCAGACGUCAAUGCCCUGAAUGACGAGUGGCAGACACCUCUGCACAUCGCGGCUGUGAAUGGACAGAUUGGUGUCGCGGCUGUUUUGAUGAUGGCUGGUGCCAAUCAGUCUGCUGUGGAUAAGUACGGUAGCAUGCCCAAGGACAUUAUAUGUGAUGAUGACUUCGCCCCUGAGAUGUGCAAGGAUGAAGAUCGCAGAAGGCUGAUGGAGCUGCUCAUUCCAGUUGAGCCCCCCAAGGCAGAAGAUGAUGAAGAGGCUUUGCUGCAGCUGGCUGGCACCCCAGCCUCAAAUUCGUCUGCACAGGGCGCCAAUGCGCUCCUUGACAAAGGAGUAAACGCCAAUGCCUGCUGCAACACAUUCAACGGCACAGCUCUGCAUGAAGCCGCUCGUUCCAACAACGCCCCCGUUGCCCAGGCACUGAUAGCUGCUGGUGCAGAUAUCGAUGCGAUGGAUGCCCCAUUCCAAAACACCCCACUGCACGACUGUGCACGCUGGAACUCGUCUGAAGUGCUGGAGGCUCUGAUCAAAGCCGGUGCAGGUUUGAAUGCUGCGAAUGUUCUGGGAGAGACGCCCUUGCAUGUGGCAGCAAUGUGGGGGAGCACAGAGGUGGCCGAUCUGCUGAUCGCCAACAAGGCCCUUGUCAAUGUGAGCGACAGCACGGGUGAGCAUCCACUGCACAGUGCGGCACAUGGCAAUUCCAGGGGCGUUGCUGCACUGCUCAUCGAGGGAGGAGCGAAGCUCAAUGCACAGAAUUUCCAUGGUGACACGCCUCUGCACCUUGCUGCGGCAUAUGGGAGGCUGGGGUUGGCACAAAUGCUAAUGGAGUCUGGUGCCAACGCCUCGCUGGAGAACUUCAAUGGUUUGACACCCUUUGAUGUUGCUUGUCAAAGAGAGCGUGAACUAUGCAAUGGAAACCAAGAUGUGGAACCAGCACUGAAAACGUUACUGGACCAGGCCGAGGAUGAGGGGCCCACACCCCCAAGCUACUCGUAUGUUGCUGCCAUCAGGAAUGGCUCAGGGGCCCAUCAAUGCACUGGCAUUCUGGUGAAGGAGAAUUGGGUCUUGACCUCAGCAUCAUGUGGGGAAUUGGGAGCCCCUGACGGACAGUUGGGUGACUUCUUUGGAGCAAGCGUGUUCCUUGGAGUUGGAAGCAAUAUUGAUAAUGGAACCGAGGUGAUGGCACCCCUGAGCAUCAAAUGGCAGAACAAAAGUGGUGACACCCCUGCUUUGGCACUGAUCGAGCUGCCGACCCCUUCAAACCAUGACCCCGUUCAGCUGGCGACCCGGCUGGGCCCAGGAGGGGAUUUGAUUCAAGAUCUUGCGUUGGCGUCAGGCUUGGGAUUGACAGCUCAGAGCGGAGGGGAUCUUCCGCAGGCCGCCCAAUUGGCAUUCUGGCCAAAUGCGAACUGCAAUGCAAGCUGGCCGUGGAAUGUGGAACCAAACAUGUGGUGUGCAUAUGGCUUGGCGAAGGAGUGCAGCAAUGUUUCAGAUAUCGGAACCCCCCUCAUCACAGCAACUGACAGUACUAAGCCGCCCACACAGCCUGUUCUGCUGGGAAUGAUGUUGGAAGGCGAGCUGUGCCUCAAGAAUAUGUCAAGGCCUGCUGUGUUUGCAAACGUGACGGCAGAAGAGACUGCUUGCUGGAUAAGCGAAACCAUACAGGAUUUGCUGCCUGACUUCUGCAUCUUCAGGACGGCAUCGAGCAAUGCCACCACUCUGAAGUCAGAAGGCAUCGCAGCCAUCAUUGCCUCUUUGGUGAUAGUCACAGCCAGCAUCCUUGUGCUUGUGUUGUACUGGACCAAGCGUGGUAGAAAAGGGAAUGGCCCACAGGACUCAAAGGAUAAGAAGUUGAUUGAACCCGGGCGUGAGUACUCCCCCACGAGUUCGGGACAGCUGAAUGAUGACAUCUUCAAUGGCAGCCCCUGGGACAACAUGCGCCCCAUCCAGAAUGUCUCCCCAUGGGAUACUGGCUCAGGCAUUGGUGCCAACUUGUGGUCAUCCAGCCCUGGCACUAUCAAGACACUGCCAGACGACCUGGAAGUGGAGCUGCUUGGCAAGGACGUGGGGAAGGGAGCAUUCUCAAGGGUGGAGGAAGGCCUCCUCAGGGACGCCAACGGGAUGCAAGUCAAGGUCGUGGUCAAACGGCUGGGCGAGUGGUGCUUCGACGCAGUUGACCGGGCUGUUAGCGCCUUAAGAAACGAGCUGGAAGUACUGGAGAGGGUGUCUUCUCACCCCAACAUUAUCAAAUGCUAUGGGGGCAACCUGCAGUAUGCAGAGCCCCUGCAGGAGGGCGUGCCGGACGUGUACAUAGUGGAGGAGCUGAUGGACUCCAACCUCAGCACACUGAUUCAUGGGAAUGGAGGCAGCGUGAAUGGCUCCAGUCGCAAGGGCCCCGAUCUGGUGUUCUCCCACCUUCUGAAGAUCUUUAGUGGGAUCGUGGCAGGCCUGGAGCAUUUGCAUGACAACAAUGUUGUGCACUAUGACCUGAAGCCAGCAAAUGUGCUAUUGGACAGGGAGCACAACGUCAAGCUAGCAGACUUCGGAUGCUCCAAGAUAAAGGUGCAGUCCUACGUGACCGCAGGCUUCGCUGGGACCAUGAUGUACAUGGCGCCAGAGUGCUGGUUCUCCAAAUUCGUUCCCAACCUGCAUGUGCGUUUUCAGAACAUCGACAUCUACUCCCUUGGGGUGGUCAUGUGGGAGUGCAUCACAGGCAACCGGCCGGACUCCACCUCCAUGUCCUUCCCCAUGGAGGAUGCUGGGGUUGAAGGCCGCAUGGACAGUUUGGGGUCCCAGGCGGGGCACAUGAACGAGAUGCACGUAAGGAGCAGGUUUCCGAUGAGCGACGAGCUGCCCAGGGAGCUGUGUGAGCUGGUUUGGAGCUGCCUGGCGUUUGAGAACCACAGGCGGCCAGACUGCACAGAAAUUCGGGACAGGCUAGAGGAGUUCAUGUCGGCAGAGUGGGUGAAUUCAUUCCCUUCCCACAGGUAA